CGAACGGCCAGCUUCCAGCAUUCUUUUCCCUGGUAUCUUCGCAACGGUGAAAUGAAAGAAGUUUACUGAAGUGCAGUGGAAAGAUGGAUGCAACACAAGUGGUUCAGGAUUUCCCGUUUGAUGAUGAUGAAGAAGAGCAAGAGGAUGACAGUGCUGACGAGGAGGAAGCACAGCCAGUGGCUAAACUGAAAGUUUUCAAGAAUGUGCAUGUCCCAGAGACUGAGUUGCUUCUUUACCCAGGAGAGAAUAUUUUGGGCCGUGAUGCUACUUUCUGCACAGUGCCCUUACCUGCCUCGUCAAUGUCAAAGCGCCACGCCACCAUUUCCAUCUCUGUGUUCCGCUCGAACGGACAGCAUGCCAGUGGAGCCAUAGAAGCCCUCAUCUGGGACAUGGGCAGCCUGAAUGGCACCAGGAAAGGCCGCUUGAAGCUAACACCCCACGUGCGCUAUGCCCUGAGCGAGGGGGAUAAAGUGACUCUAGCCGAUCUGCCUUGCCAGUAUGCCCCUGUCGGGACAGCUGAGGGAGAGACUGGCAAGGGUAGAGCGAGGACACCAGACUGCCUUGGUGGAGAGAGGGGUGAGCAGACACUCGUGCCUCAGGGGGACUGCUACAAAGUGAAUCUGAGGACAGAGACGCACACAGAGGCUGUCAGAGCAGUGGAGAGGGCAGCCAAUGGGGAGAGGGGGUUUCUGACACCCAGCAGUGGGCAGCAUGGGGAUGCCAAACCGAGAGGCAGCCAUGGCAUGUCGGCCAGGCUGGAGCAGAAGGACCAAAGUCCUGCCCCCCUGGUCACUGCAUCUGACUCAGAGUCUGAUGGAGAGCGAGAGGGAUGGAGGCCAAGAGCAACCAAAACUUUAGUGUCUUCAGAUUCAGACUCUCCAAGGAUGCCUCAGCCCACUUGUUCAACAUUCCAGAGUCCGUCAGGCACUUCUUACAUACCAGAGAGCCCCUCUUCCUCAGUGAGGGGAAGAGUGAACGAGACCGUGAGCUCAGGAGGAUCCAUCUGGACUGACAGGAGCACUGAGGCGGCGCUGAACAAGCCCAGGCCAGACCCCCUGGAGUUUAACAUGGACAGUGACACUGAUGUGGAAGGAGCUGAGGAGAAGGGGGAGGUGGAGGGGAGGAGCUCACCGCACGCUGCAAAUGGAGAGGCAAGUGCGGAUCUGGUGGCGGGGGCAUCCGCCGGACCUGCCACCAAGCAUCCGGAUUAUCAUAUAGACCGUAAUACUGAUGUCGAGGGAGAUGACCAUGAGGUGUCGGACAUUAAUUCCACAAAGGCUUCAGUCUGUGAAGUUGGGGAGAAUGUAUCCAGUCCUGCAGCUGUUGCUGCCGCUGCCACAGCAGCCCCAUCAGACUUUCACCUGGAGAGUGACACAGAUGUGGAGGAUGAAGAUGAGGUUGGCCAGACUGUGCAGAUGGCCCCUCCACCGGCACACACAGCCCCAGGCACUGAUGUGACCGAAUCCAUGCCAGCGAACGCGGCCUCGGCAGAAUUUCAUAUGGACAGUGACACAGACGUGGAGGAGGAGGGGGAUGACCAGGCAGAUGUUACACAAGCAGAUGUCAGCACCGCAGCUUCCACUGCAGCUCAGGACAAACCAGAGGAGCCUCAGUCCCACAGUGCCUCGGACACCACAGAUGACGACGACCCAUUCAAGUCGGGCAGCAGCAGCAAAAACACAGAGGCCUGUGCCGGCCAACAGCCUAUAUCUGCGGCCGCCUUGGAAAUCCAGUCUGACAGUGACACCGACGUGGAGGAUGAGAGCGCGGGGCAGCAAGCGGCCCCCUCUGCACCCCUGGGCUCCCCGCGUCCCUCUGGACUCCAGCCCACUGCUGAGGCGGCCCCUGGGGCUCCAGAGUCCACAGCUGAUGUGGAGGAGGGCACCGGUGGGGGCAAACAGCCGGCAUCGCCUCCAGCUGUGACGCCAGCCAAGCCAGAUGAUUUCAACAUGGACAGCGACACGGAUAUGGAGGAGGAGCUCCAAGAGGACACUAGACCCAGGAAGCCUGGUGAGAGGGCCUCUGCUGCAGUACUCCAGUCCUCAACCCCUAUGGGAGCAGCAGGGCUGCGACUAGAAGAGAUGGAGACUCAGCUCUUCCUCAGUCCAGCAGAUCAUUUUGCGCGCCCUGUAGGCCUUCCACCCUUCAACCCAGCGACGUCGUCUGAUGAUGACUUUGUCCCAGAAACCCAGUCCUUUGUGGCCGAGCGUCAUGGUGGCGGUGCUCCUCCCGGGCUGAGCGCCCUUGACGAGACGGCUCUGGAGGAGGAGACCCAGCUGUUCUGCGUAGGCGGCGUCACGGAGCGGUCGGCACAGCUCCAGCUCAGCCUGUCGGACAGCAGUCGCCUGCAGCAGCAGCUGGCCACCGAGGCCACGCAGGCGUACGCCCUCCCCGAGAUCAGGGACUCGGACUCGGACGGGGACUCGGACCUGGAUGCAACCCAGGACUACGGAGCUCUGCAGGCCACGCAAGCCUACGCUGCAGAGCCAGUGAGAGACGAGGAAGACGGCCAUGUGGACAGCGCCACGGCUGAAACCCAGGCCUUCUUCAUAACCGCGCCAAGGAGCACCGACAUUGCGGUUGGCCUUGCUGAAGCCACGCCCCUGCCCCAGAGGGAGGUGCUGAAGGAGGUGGCAGGACCAGGGGAGGAGGAGGAGGAGGAGGCCACCCAGCUGACGGAGUUAGACACCUUCUCCCAUAUCUCCACCGCCGACACGGUUAUCCUCCCACGCAGCCAGAGGCUGGGAGGUGAAGAGGCUGGAAGAAUGUCUGAUGUGACUCCCACAGACUUGGUAGCUAGUGCCACCGCCCAUGAAUCCAAGCAGGCAAACAUCCCUGCUGCGGAGAUCUACAGGGACAGUGACACAGAUGUGGAGGAGGAGAAAGAUGGCGGCUUGAAGGAGUCACGGCCCACGACUGCCCAGAUCAAGGCCGAGGAACUUCAGCUCCACAACGAUUCAGAUUCAGCAGACACCGGUGAUGAUGACCCAUUCAAGCCAGGCACGAGCGCAACCACUGUGACCUCCACAGGUGGCCAGGCAUCACACACCACUGCUAGUGUCUCCUGCUCUGAAACCCAACCCAUGUCUGCCUUAAAUGAUGAUGAUGAGGAGGAGGUGGAGGAGGAAGAACCAAAGGUAGCACCAUCUAGAAGAAAAAGCAGGGCUCGUAGAGGACAAGGACGUCAUGAUGGCCAACCUUCCGAGACACUUCUCAUUGCUGAAACCCAGCCAGUCAGCAUGAACGAUGAUGAUGAUGGUGAUGCUGAAGAGGAAGCAUCAAAACCCGCAUCCCCCAAACGAAGUGAGAGGACACGCAGAGGGAAGAGGAGGCCUGUUGGAGAUGAGGUUGAGUCUGCUGAGGCCGCCUUCAGCUCCUGCCUCCUCUCUACUGCUCAAACUCAGCCAAUGGCCAAUGUGGAUGAGGAAGACGAAGAGGAGGAGGAGGAAGCAAAGCCUGUCGGCCCCAGAAGGAGAGGAAGAACGCAUGGAGGGAGAGGGGCCCAGGUGGAGGACGGGCCGGAGGUCACUGAGACUCUGGUCAACUCUGACCUCGCUGUGAUCGAAACUCAGCCCGUGUCUGCUGUUGGUGAUGAAAAUGGUCAAGACAAGGGAGAGCAGGGACCUGCUUCCCCCAAAAGGAGAGGGAGGGCACGCAGAGGUAAGGGGAAGCAGGAGGAAGACGAGAGCAAGCCUGCUGAGAUGCCUUCAAGCACCUGUCUGACCACUGCAGAAACGCAGCCCAUGGCUGCAUGUGAGGAGGAGGAGGAAGAGGAUACACAGGCAGCCCCUUCCACAUCCAGAGCGAAGACACGUGGAGCAGGGAAAGAGCCCGUCACCACAAGAAGCACCAGAGGCAGAGGGAAAGUAGAGGGGGAAGAGAGAGAGGGAGAAGAGGUGGAGGAGGGGACGAGUGUGGAGUCGAGGAGGCAGACCAGGGGCAAGACUCCUGCAGUGAAGAGAGGAGGACGGAGGAGAGGAGAGGGGGCUGGAGAGGAAGAGGAGGAGGCCGAAGAAAAGCCUGUGCAGGAGGUCAGGAGGGGUCGAGGGAGGAAGAGUGUGAAUGAAAGAAAAGAACAAGAGGAGAAAAACAGGUUGGAGAAAGAAAGACUUGAAAAGGAAAGACAACAAAAAGAGAAAAGAGAAAGAAUAGAGAAAGAGAGAAAAGAAGCUGAGGAGAGAGAAAGGCAGGAGAAGGAGAGGCUGGAAAAAGAGAAAGAGGAAAGAGAAAGAAUAGAGAGGGAGCAGAGAGAGAAAGAAGAGAGGGAGAGAAAAGAGCAAGAGGAGAAAGAAAGGCUAGAGAGGGAAAGACUUGAAAAGAAAAGACAAGAAAAAGAAGAAAGGGAAAGAUUGGAGAGGGAGAAGAGAGAGAAGGAACAGAGAGAGAGAAAAGAGGCUGAGGAGAAAGAGAGGCUGGAGAAGGAGAGGCUUGAAAAAGAAAGACAAGAAAAAGAAGAAAAGGAAAAAGUAGAGAGGGAGAGAAGAGAGAAAGAAGAGAAGGAAAGAAAAGAGGCUGAGGAGAGAGAACGAUUGGAGAAGGAGAGACUUGAAAAAGAAAGAAAAGAAGCAGAGGAAGAGGAGAGACUGCAGAAGGAGAAGAGGAAAAAGGAAGAGAGAGAGCAAGAGAAGAGAGAAACCAGUGACCCUAAAAUGGAGAAACCAGAGAGUGAUGAUAAACCCCAGACGUCCACACGAGGGAGGCGAGCAGCCUCCAGACGUGCCGCUCCAGCUCCCCCCAGUGGACAGGAGGAGCCGGUGCUGCCCAGUGAUGACUGCCCUGCCCGAAGGACACGCUCUCGCUCCAGCUCCUCCAACUCCGUCAGCUCAGAGAGAUCCACGUCCAGCGUGCGCAGCAGCGCCAGCAGGCAGGGGGCGCCAGAGCCACACGCUUCCUCCAGGCGCUCCUCCAGACGAGCCUCCAGAGCUCCCCCUGCUGGAGAACAGACGCCAGCACUGGAGGAUGGCUCGAGUGAGUCACAGUGUGGAAGAAGAUCUCGAAGGCCAUCUACCUCUAGUAACUCGGUGUGCUCUGAAGUGACCGAAGCAGCCAGUGUGGCCAGUCAGAGUAAGGGCCGAGGGAGAGGAAGAGGGAGGAAGAGUGUGAAGGGGAAAGACCCAGGCCCAGUGGCAGAGCCUGAACCAGCACCAUCAGAGACUCAAGGCACCGAACCUUCGGCCACCAAGACCUCGGGACGAGGCCGCAGAGGCCGCAAGUCAGGGGCUGGAGACGAGGCGACCGUUGGCGUGUCCGCCCAGGCCGACGAUGAGGAUAAGCCUGCUGAGGAGGAAGCUGGUCCUGCCCCACGGGGUCGAAGGGGAGCCAUCGCACCCAAGCCAGACUCCGUCCCUCAGAAAGCCACCGGCCGGGGUCGAGGUAGGGGUCGGAAGGCCGGCCUGUCCAGCCAGAGCACCUCAGCCGAGGAGGACAGCGAAAGCGCCGACGUCGCGAGCGCCGAUGUUUCUGCGCCGGCCAGUCAAGACAGAGGGAAGAAGAGGAGUCACGAUGAAGAGUUGGAGGAACUUGACGAGACUGAGGAGGUUCGAUUCAAGAUUCCUCGCUCGAAGGGGAAGGUGCCAAAGGGACACAGGAAAGCGGAGAGUGAGGACGCCGCUGGAGGAGCGGAGCUGGACAGGACAGACGAGGAGACGGCCCCUGGUCCAGCAGAGAGGAAGGGAAGAGGCCGUCCGUCUGUGGCGCAGAAGAAGAAAGAGGUGAAGAAGGAAGUGGAGGAGAGCGAGGAGGCAGCAGCAGCUGAGCCUGACGAGUCCUCAGCCAAGGGAUCCAGGAAGCGCGGUGCAGCCGCUGCUGAGUCGCCCACCCCAACCAAAUCCGCCCGCCGCUCCGUGGGCACCUCGCGCCAGGCACACAAGGUGCUGUUCACUGGGGUGUCUGAUGAGGCGGCGGAGGCUGUGGUGGCCCGGCUAGGGGGCAGCAUGGCCAAAGGUGUGAGCGACAUGACGCACCUGGUCACCGAUGCGGUGCGACGGACUGUCAAGUUCAUGUGUGCAGUGGCCAGAGGGGUGCCUAUCGUCACACCCGAUUGGCUGAAAAAGUGUGGGAGGGCUGGGAGCUUUCUGCCUGCUGAUGAGUUUCUGGUGAAGGACGCGGAGCAGGAGAGGAAGUUUAACUUCCGUCUGCAGGAGUCCCUGAGUGUGGCCAGCAGCCAGCCCCUCCUACAGGGUUAUGAGAUUCAUGUCACACGGUCAGUGAAGCCUGAGCCGGCACAGAUGAAGGACAUCAUCGUCAGCUGUGGGGCUCGCUACCUUCCCAAGAUGCCCUCUGUCAACAAGCCCCAGACAGUGGUGGUGUCGUGUGCAGAGGACGCCGCGCUCUGCUCGUCAGCCGUGGCGGCGUCCAUCCCCGUGGUCAGCUCCGAGUUCCUCCUGACGGGCAUCCUCCAACAGCAGGCCGACGUGCUCGCCCACGCCCUCACCAUCGCCCAGGCCCCUGCUCGGGGCAGGAAGAAGACAUGAUGCCCAUCUCAGAGACCGACGAGCCGGUGCUGGGUCCACUGCCAGGGCAGAGCAGCUCGUGGUGGACGUGAGUAAGAGAUGGCCACCACAUCACCCUCCCUGGUCCUCAGAGAAGAGGGGAUCAUUCCUGGACCUGGUCUGUUCUGGUGUGUUUGCCUGCUUUCAGUGGGUUCUGCAUCAGAGUCUGUUCUGCUUGGACCUCUUCACUGUUCACUUUGAUCUGUGUCAUUCAUCCAAAUGACAUAUAGUCUGGAGGGUUUUUAAUCAUUGAAUAUCCUGUUGCUAAUGGACUUAAAACUGUGUUUUAUAGACACAAAUUCAGAUGAAAUUGUUGUUGUAAUAAAUAAUAUGUGUUAGUGUCCUUAUAUAAACCUGUAAUGCCUUCAACAAAUGGCCAUGUGUCAAUUAAACAUUUUUAUUUUGCAGA
This is a messenger RNA of Alosa sapidissima (American shad), 6900 nucleotides long. It is a transcript of the gene mdc1, whose product is annotated as mediator of DNA damage checkpoint 1. NCBI's taxonomy places the organism in Eukaryota, Metazoa, Chordata, Actinopteri, Clupeiformes, Clupeidae. Gene Ontology annotation, molecular function: protein binding. Gene Ontology annotation, cellular component: nucleus. The coding region runs from base 84 to 6473 and encodes 2129 amino acids. Gene Ontology annotation, biological process: positive regulation of transcription initiation by RNA polymerase II. The record is from RefSeq and is a predicted model, not a curated record. The transcript is spliced from 13 exons.